This is a messenger RNA of Myripristis murdjan (pinecone soldierfish), 2276 nucleotides long. It is a transcript of the gene eed, whose product is annotated as embryonic ectoderm development. The transcript is spliced from 12 exons. Gene Ontology annotation, molecular function: protein binding. NCBI's taxonomy places the organism in Eukaryota, Metazoa, Chordata, Actinopteri, Holocentriformes, Holocentridae. Bases 51 to 1382 code for a protein of 443 amino acids. The record is from RefSeq and is a predicted model, not a curated record.
ACCCGGAUGUGUUUGGCCGGCGGAGCGGAAGAGGCGGCGUCAGAGGCAAAAUGAGGGAAAAUAAGAACAUGUCCGAGUCCCCCUCUCAAGCGGGAAAAGAAAUGCCGGCGAAAAAACAAAAACUGAGCAGUGACGAGAACAGUAACCCCGACUUGUCCGGAGACGAGAACGAUGACGCUGUCAGUGUGGAGAGUGGGACCAACGUGGAGCGCCCGGACACGCCCACCAACACGGCCAACGCCCCGGGCAGGAAGAGCUGGGGCAAGGGCAAGUGGAAGUCCAAGAAGUGCAGAUACUCCUUCAAGUGUGUCAACAGCCUGAGGGAGGACCAUGGCCAGCCGCUGUUCGGGGUCCAGUUCAACUGGCACAGCAAAGAGGGGGACCCGCUGGUGUUCGCCACCGUCGGAAGCAACAGGGUAACUCUGUAUGAAUGCCACUCUCAGGGAGAAAUAAGACUCCUGCAGUCUUAUGUCGAUGCAGACGCAGACGAGAACUUCUACACAUGUGCCUGGACCUUUGACACCAACACGAGUCACCCUCUGCUGGCCGUGGCCGGCUCCCGUGGCAUCAUCAGAGUCAUCAAUCACAUCACCAUGCAGUGCAUCAAGCAUUAUGUAGGCCAUGGGAACGCCAUCAAUGAACUCAAGUUUCAUCCAAGGGAUCCGAAUCUGCUCCUGUCUGUCAGCAAAGACCAUGCUCUUCGUCUAUGGAACAUACAGACAGACACAUUAGUGGCCAUAUUUGGAGGCGUCGAGGGUCAUCGAGACGAAGUCCUGAGUGCUGACUUUGAUCUCCUGGGUGAGAAGAUCAUGUCGUGUGGGAUGGACCACUCCUUAAAACUCUGGAGAAUCAACUCAGAGCGGAUGCAGAAAGCCAUUCGUGGCUCGUAUGAGUACAAUCCCUCGAAGACAAAUAGGCCUUUCGUCUCACAGAAGAUUCACUUCCCCGACUUCUCAACGCGAGACAUCCAUAGAAACUACGUAGACUGUGUGCGGUGGCUGGGCGAUCUCAUCCUCUCCAAGUCUUGUGAAAAUGCUAUUGUCUGCUGGAAGCCGGGAAAGAUGGAGGACGACAUUGAUCACAUCAAACCAAACGAGUCCAACGUGACAAUUCUUGGGCGCUUUGACUACAGCCAGUGUGACAUCUGGUACAUGCGCUUCUCCAUGGACUUCUGGCAAAAGAUGCUUGCCCUGGGGAACCAGGUGGGGAAGCUGUAUGUGUGGGACCUCGAGGUGGAAGACCCACACAAAGCCAAGUGCACCACCCUGACUCUGCCCAAAUGUACAUCGGCCAUCCGGCAAACCAGCUUCAGUCGCGACAGCGGCAUUCUGAUCGCUGUGUGUGACGACGCCUCCAUCUGGCGCUGGGAUCGGCAGCGCUGACUGUGAUUGGUUCGCACGUUGACUGAACUCAUUCGUUUGUUUGUUUUUCUGUUUCCCUUCCAGAUGUGUUGCUCUGUCCUCGUAUCCUAGCAGCUGUACAGAUCUACACUGCAAAAAACAUUCAUCUUAACAAGUCAGCUAGUCUCAUCUUCUGUUUAAAUGAUACUCUCUCCUAAAAUAAGUGAAACAUUGUGCUCAGGGAGUGAGAUGAUGCCAUAGAUGUUAUUUUUAUGCCCUUGUUAGUUUGUCUGUCAGUAGGAUAUCUAAUCAAUGUACUUCUGUUACAUUUGGUGGACCGAUCAGUAAUUUUGGCAGUGAUCUGUGAUUUCCACCUGUAGUUUAUUGUUUUAUAGCUGUAACUAUGAAACAAACAGAGCCUGACUGGAUUCCAGUGUGCUUGCAGGUACAUGGGCAGGCUCAAGAAAUUAUUUCAAGCUAAACUUGAAGUGAAAGUCUGUUGGGGAAGGGUUCACUGUUUAUGGAGCUGUGCGCUCUCCGAGUGCCUUCUAGUUUCUUAUGCACUUUCUUCCAUUUCCAGUAUUUUUUUAGAUUACUCAAAAUCACUCUAGUAGUAUGAGGAAAGUGAUUUAAGAGGGAAAUUAGCAUCUCACCCAGAUUAGCAGAUUGUUUCAUUUGUUUUAAGAAAAAAUGGAUCGUAAGACAAGAUGGCAUGACUUGAGAUGGACUUGUUUUUUGCUGUGUGGCAGCUUCAUAACCAGUAGUGUGCACAGUUUAAAGGACAGUGCUGCCAUUUUAGAGGAUUUUGUUGUUGAGUUUUUCUUACAUUCCUUCUUUAUUACGCCCGUAUGGAUUGUUUUCAGUGCAUUCACCCUGUGAAGAAUAACCCCUCCCCCCAGUACACUCAAUAAAAAUGGUUUUGUAAAUUAAACUGGA